AAGGAGAGAGGCACGGCGGACCCGGCUGUGGGUCGCCGCUUGUGCUGGGCCGAGCCCCAGGGGGGCGGUGUGGGGGUCCGGCGCCGGGCCUAGCCGGGCAUGCCGGCCCCCAUACCUUCCAGUCUAAUCGACAUCUAACCUAACCUUGUCAUAUUUGUUGCGACUGGUGUUAACAAGCGACAACAAACAUUGCAGACGUGGUCAGACCAGAAUCAAACAAAACCCCGCAUCGACGACUAUAAAACCCAGCCAAAGGUACAUAUACUCACCGUCCCCAACACACAGCUCUAAAAAAGUAAUUAUGGAUGCAGAAUCGAACAGUAUCAAAGUAAAUGCUAUGCAAUUCGGAUACAGUGGCGAGAAUCCUCUCUUUGUCAAUUUUAACCUCAACAUCUCUGCUCGAUCCCGUUGUCUUCUUGUCGGCGCCAACGGAUCUGGGAAGACUACUCUGCUGAAGAUUUUGGCCGGAAAACAUAUGGUUGGGGGGAAAGAUGUUGUGCGGGUGCUAGAUUUUUCAUCUUUUCAUGACACACACUUGGUUUGUAGCGGUGAUUUGUCCUACUUGGGUGGAUCUUGGACCAAAACUAUUGGUUCGGCUGGAGAAGUACCACUACAAGGAGACUUCUCUGCGGAACAUAUGAUAUUUGGCGUUGAAGGUAUCGACCCAGUUAGAAGAGAGAAGCUGAUUGAACUGUUGGAUAUUGAUCUACAAUGGCGUAUGCAUAAAGUUUCCGAUGGGCAAAGACGUAGAGUACAAAUCUGCUUAGGCCUCCUUCAUCCUUUCCAGGUUCUUUUGUUAGACGAAGUGACAGUUGACCUCGAUGUGGUUGCAAGGAUGGAUUUACUCGAGUUCUUCAAGGAGGAAUGUGAGCAGAGAGGAGCUACGAUCGUAUACGCAACACAUAUAUUUGAUGGUCUAGAGUCAUGGGCAACAGAUUUGGCCUACAUACAAGACGGAGAGUUAAAAAGAUACGAGAAGUUGGCAGAUCUUCCGGAAAUGAACAACUCCUGCAACCUGCUAUCAGUGGUCGAGUCCUGGCUCCGUUCCGAGACCAAAAAUCCGAAAAAGAAAACCGUCAAUCCUUCGAACUUAAUCGCUAACAAAACGUCCCCGUUUGAUUCUUCCCCUUUUAGAUCAUCAAGGCACAUGGCAUACUAUAGAUGAUUAAUAUUUUAUACCCUAAGCUGCCAAAUUGUAUGUUUUCACAAAGUGAUCAGUCAAAUAUUCUUUACUUGUAAAGUUGUUUCUUUUUGUCUUUAGGGACAUCAGGAUACAAUUAAAGGUACUUUUGAUUGGGUUGUUGACUUAAAAUAUCUUCUUGUAUUGAUUAUAUAUGUAUCUCAUGUUUUGAUGGUGGUUAAUGAUGUUAA
This is a messenger RNA of Helianthus annuus (common sunflower), 1371 nucleotides long. Its product is annotated as ABC transporter I family member 19. The record is from RefSeq and is a predicted model, not a curated record. The coding region runs from base 302 to 1165 and encodes 287 amino acids. The transcript has 6 exons. Gene Ontology annotation, molecular function: ATP binding; ATP hydrolysis activity. NCBI's taxonomy places the organism in Eukaryota, Viridiplantae, Streptophyta, Magnoliopsida, Asterales, Asteraceae.